Arabis nemorensis is the source of this 495-nucleotide messenger RNA. The record is from the annotation of a GenBank genome assembly. Lineage: Eukaryota; Viridiplantae; Streptophyta; Magnoliopsida; Brassicales; Brassicaceae.
AUGAGAUUGGUGAAGUGUUGGUUUUGCUCUUCCACAAUAUAUCCGGGACAUGGUAUUCAGUUUGUCCGCAACGAUGCAAAGAUUUUCCGGUUCUGUAGGUCUAAAUGCCACAAGAAUUUUAAGAUGAAGAGGAACCCACGCAAAGUAAAAUGGACUAAAUCAUUCAGAGCAGCACAUGGAAAGGACAUGACUCAGGAUAAAACAUUUGAGUUUGAGAAGAAGAGAAACAGACCCGAGAGAUACGACAGGAAUGUAACAGAGGAUACACUCAUGGCCAUUAAGAAGAUUGAUAAGAUCAGAACCAGAAGAGAAGCGGAACAUAUCAAUAAGAGGUUGAAGCCAGACAAAAAGAAAGUCCACAUGGAGGAAAUGAAGGUUAUAGAUAAUCACAUUUCAUUGAUCCGGGCACCAGAGCCGCUCCUAGACGGUCGAAAGAAAAUCAAAGUUUUGGCCUCCAAAACCGAGUCUGUGCAAAACGAAGCCAUGGAAGAGUGA